Solanum tuberosum (potato) is the source of this 1438-nucleotide messenger RNA. RefSeq names its product ATG8-interacting protein 1-like. NCBI's taxonomy places the organism in Eukaryota, Viridiplantae, Streptophyta, Magnoliopsida, Solanales, Solanaceae. Gene Ontology annotation, cellular component: intracellular membrane-bounded organelle. The transcript has 4 exons. The record is from RefSeq and is a predicted model, not a curated record. Bases 125 to 1057 code for a protein of 310 amino acids.
AAACCAUUCUCUCUCUCCGCUCAUUUUUCGACCCAGUUUCCAAUCAUUCUCGCCGGAGCUCCGACGUUAUCUUUACCGAUCACGUAUCUCUCACCGCUUAUCGGUUUUUUUCAAUUUCUAAAAGAUGGCAAGUAAUGAGGAAGGUGAAGAAACUGCUCCUCGUGGAAAUGAGUGGGAAGUUGUAUCACUCACACAAUCAGCAUAUGCUGCUGCCCCUGGUCCAAAGCAGGUUGACUCGAAUGAUGAUAAUGGCAGUAGCACAGAUUAUGUAGCUGAAACUUCCCAGGCAAUGUUUAUGUCUGGACACUUUGUCUUUCCACCAAGCCAACAUGAGAAUUUGCCAUUGGAACCUGAUGUAAAUGAGAUCAAUACUGAACAGGAAGGUGAAGAUGCUACUCCAGAACUUGUUGCUAAUGAAGAGGGUAAAUCAGAUUUUUAUGAAGGAAGUACAGAAACUAAAGGAUCGAGCACACCAGAAUUUCCUGGUAUUCAAUUUUUUGAUGAAAAGGGUAACCAGUUAUCUAUUGGUGCAGAAUUUGAAGAAGAUGCAGCCGUGCAACGCUUUAGUUUGGUAGACAAAGAGCAGAGUAUCUUUGGUGCUGCUAACUAUAGUUCAUACCAGAGUGAAGAACCCAUGGGUUUCUCCACAACAACAGAGGAAACCAACGUUCUUGAAGAAUCAGUUGAACCCUCUCACCAGGGCUUAGAAUCGGGCAGUUCGAAUUUGCCACAGACAAAAGAUGAAGAUGAUUAUGAUGCCGCUAACCUUCCUUGUCAAGCAUGGUGGAAAAGACGGGCUGCUUCCCUAGUUGCCCAUGCGAAAGACACAAAUGCAUUAUGGUCUAUUUUCAUUGCUGCUGCUGUUAUGGGCCUUGUGAUUAUUGGUCAGAAGUGGCAGCAAGAAAGGUGGCAAGUAUUGCAAAUGAAGUGGCAGGCUGGAGUCCAUAGUGAGAGGAUUAGCAGGAUGUUUGGUCCACUAUCUCGAUUGAAAGAUGUGAUUGUUGGGGGUGAUCGCCGUGGUACGUUUAUCAGAGGGAGUGGACCAGCUCAACUUUAGGAUGAUGACGACGAAAAUGAGGCAUGAUGCGAAUAUCUUACGUUCUUAUGCCGGGGUUGUAUAAGCACGCACCAGGGUGUCUUGAUUGUUGGGUUAAGUUUGGGAGGUUGCAGCAGCCAGCCCUGUUUGAUGUUGAUUCUCGCACUUUGCACUAGAGUCUAGCUACGUUCUGAAAAAUAGCAUCUGGAAACUUUACAUCUUAUACAAUUGUUCACAAAAGGUUUAAGUUGUCUGCUAUCUGAUUUUUCUCAUGGGAUUUCUGGAAAAAAAUGUAGUAUAUUAUUUUCAUAAUCUAAUUUUCAGCAGGUGUGGAGCUCGUCAGUCUUGUACAUAUCUGGUGUCAGAUGGAUUGCUGGAUUUUACAUACAGUUUUUUGGAUUA